This is a messenger RNA of Mya arenaria, 3199 nucleotides long. Its product is annotated as trichohyalin-like. Lineage: Eukaryota; Metazoa; Mollusca; Bivalvia; Myida; Myidae. Gene Ontology annotation, biological process: negative regulation of organ growth; protein ubiquitination. Gene Ontology annotation, molecular function: ubiquitin protein ligase activity. The coding region runs from base 156 to 1472 and encodes 438 amino acids. The transcript has 10 exons. The record is from RefSeq and is a predicted model, not a curated record.
CACAUCAGGAGACUGUUGAUCAUGUGCUGGCCAUGUCUCUUCAGGGAGAUGAGUAUAAAAAAGGUGGAGGCGGGCACAAAUUGGAUGAGGCUGGGCCUAGCACGUUCCCUGUGCUAGCCCAACAACCUGCAGGUUUUCUGCAGGCCGAUCAUUAAAUGCAACAUGAAUGGAGUAGACCUCUCCAGGACAUACAACCGGAAGAGUUAAACUAUGAAAGACAGAGACAGAAAAAGCAAGAUCGCCUGCAUUUGGAGGAAAUAAUACAAGCUGAGAGGGAAGAUCAAGAUCGCCUGCAUUUGGAGGAAAAAAUACGAGCUGAGAGGGAAGAUCAAGAUUGCCUGCAUUUGAAGGAAUUGAUACGAGCUGAGAGGGAAAAGAAAGAUCGCCUGCAUUUGGAGGAAAUACUACGAGCUGACAGAGAAGAGCAAGAUCGCCUGCAUUUGGAGGAAUUAAUACAAGCUGACAGGGAGGAGCAAGAGCAGCAAGACAGAAUGGUUGCCCUUAGACUGCAAGAAUCGAUAACCCAAGAAGAAAUGACGAUAAGGCGUGGCCAACAUGGUCGAAACAUAGGACGGAGAGGUUUUUCUCAUCACAAUACGGGUCACAGAUCUCGAGGAAUGGGCAGAAGUCAAAAUCGGGAGAGGUCACAUCAGGAGACUGUUGACCAUGAGCUGGCCAUGUCUCUUCAGGGAGAGGAGGAUCAAAGGGGUGGAGGUUGGGAUGAAUAUAUUGAGGCUGUGCCUAGCGUGUCCCCUUUACUGGCCCAACAACCUGCAGGUUUUCUGCAGGACGAUCAUCAAAUGCAACAUGAAUGGAGUAGACCUCUCCAGGACAUACAACCGGACGAUCAUCAAAUGCAACAUGAAUGGAGUAGACCUCUCCAGGACAUACAGCAGGAAAUGGCCGCCAGUCAACAGGAGUUUUCGCUCCAAGACCUUGAUGAGGACUAUGAUGAGGACCUUGAUGAGGACCUUGAUGAGGACCUUGAGGACCUUGAUGAGGACCUUGAUGAGGAACAGCUGGAGUUCCAGGACCACCACAGGAGACGGUCGCAAGAAAUGGCCGCCAGUCAACAGGAGUUUUCGCUCCAAGACCUUGAUGAGGACUAUGAUGAGGACCUUGAUGAGGACCUUGAUGAGGAACUGCUGGAGUUCCAGAACCACCACAGGAGACGGUUGCCGAUGGGCACAAGCGAUAACUUUGACAGGGUUCUUUCAAUGUUGAACGAAACUCGCGUGAGCAUUGUCGGAAACAGAUAUGAGGCUCUUUUAGAACUAGGAGAUAAUUUGGGAACUGUCUCUAGUGGCCUGACUUCAGAAGAGUGCUCCACACUGCCGACCGCGAGAUAUACCCAGAGAGACAAAAACACGGCGGACUGCAGCGUGUGUCUGGAGAAAUACAAGACUGGAGAUGCACAGAAAACAUUGCCCUGUAUCCAUAUAUUCCAUGAACCUGUAUCGACGAGUGGUUGAAGAACAACGCAACAUGUCCUGUGUGCAGAGAGGUUGUUAAAGUUUCCUGACUACAGAUGAGCGGCUAUUUAAACUAACAUAAUGUUUCUUGAAUAAUAUUAAUUGUCAAAAAGAUUAUAGUGAUACAGUAAACAUAAUAUGUGGUGUAGCUGUUAAAGAGGCAAGACACCUAAUGGUCGAAAUAUCGGCAAAAAAAUAGUUCCACAACACAAGCCUAGAAUUGUCAAUGUGGGCUAGAAGGAGGCCGAUAAUACGUCAUAUUACAUAAUUAAAAUAAUAAACGCAAUAAUCAUGUUGCUGUCUCAUCUGUGUUUCCCUGCUUAAAAAUAGCGCACAAUGGUUUCCCAAUUUAAAUAACAUAUUUUUAUGAGUACAGAUAAAUAUACCGACGAUAGUUUUAAAAUUACAGGAAUUAACGUGGAAGACAACCCCAGUAAAUUUCAAACAAAAACUGCAAAUUAUGCACGCGUCGUAAGCGAUGUGAUACAUAAGUAAGAUUUUAUGCGUUGUAUACAACGAUGUCAAAUUUUUAUGUUAGCUUUUAACAAUUUUCCUUUUUUUAUAACAUUUGUAUCAUCUGGUGUCUAGCCCUUUUCAGGAUGGACUGCACGUAUUGAAAAUGGUUAUACGUACACGCUAAUCAUGUUUAAUUCAGCUUCACCAUAUAUGCAUAUACACUUUUAUUUUAGUGUAUGUUUUUAUAUAUACAGUGAUGCUUUUUGUGUUCCUUUACUUCAUGCGUUAUAGUUGUGUUCAAAGACAAAUUACGUAGUCCUUCAUACUGGUGCUUGAUGUAUUCUGAAACCUUGGGUCAAUAAUAAUUUAGAUAUACGAGUACUGUAUUCCGAUUAUUAGAACCGUUCGUACAUUUAUAUCGUAUUGAAUCUACCAUGUACACCUACAUAUACAGUGAGUCAUCUUUAAAUAUGCUUGAGUGCAUCCCACAAUAUUCUUAUACAAUGUAGUUCAUAACCAUGGUUCCUAAUGGUUGCCAGUAUAGUUGUGUGCAUAUAUUACAAAAAGCGAUGCUGUCUGCUGAUGCAAAUGUAUAAGAAUAAUUGGUCCUCCGGAAAAAACACGGGUAUACAACUUUGGACUAUGAGCACAAUGAAUAACUGCCUGUUCAUGUGAACUGUUUUUUAUGUAUAGAAAACAUAAUAUACGAAAUUCAUUACCAGGGAAUAUUUUGUAGAAUUGCCAUUGCAAUUGUUAAUAAAUUUCAAUGAUAUUAAACAAUGAUGUAUUUAUUAUAUCAGUGAUAUUAUAUUUUGCAUUCAUAUUAUUACCAAAAGGCAUCCGUUAUUAUUACUACAGAGUACUCGAUCAAGACUUCUUUCAAGAAAUCACUGAUUUUUUAUCUCCACAUUUGGCCAAACUGCUCCUGUAAAUGUGUGUACUUUUUAUUGUUUGCCAGCAACAAAUAUGUUACUAUUUAAUUAUUUUUAUAUAUUUUUAUAUGCUAUUAUUAUUAUUAUUAUUAUUAUUAUUAUUAUUAUUAUUAUUAUUAUUAUUAUACAUUAAGUAUGAAUGCUGAAACUGCUGUGUUGUUUAUGUGACGCCUGCGAAGCAUGGCUGAAACUCGGGUAUUAACUGUCUGGUGUUGCCGAUCAAUAAAUGAUGAAUGACUAGGUGUAGGGUCUUCAAACUUGUUAUGCAAAUAAGUCAUUGAUAGAUAACUUUAUUAAUGUGGGGUCACUAGGUCAAAGAUCAAGAUGAACUUUACUAGA